Exophiala xenobiotica is the source of this 1514-nucleotide messenger RNA. RefSeq lists its product as uncharacterized. Gene Ontology annotation, cellular component: cytoplasm. The transcript has a single exon. Gene Ontology annotation, biological process: protein refolding. Lineage: Eukaryota; Fungi; Ascomycota; Eurotiomycetes; Chaetothyriales; Herpotrichiellaceae. Gene Ontology annotation, molecular function: Hsp70 protein binding. The coding region runs from base 174 to 1436 and encodes 420 amino acids. The record is from RefSeq and is a predicted model, not a curated record.
UCCACUUGCUACCAUUUCACCAUUCUUUGUUUCUGAUCCACUAACAGGAGCGAGAACAGUCUCCAGUGGCCCUCGGCUCUGUCAACAAUGUCUGUUCCAUAGAAGACCAUUUGACGCGCUGAUACAACUACAAGUGUUUCCCAGUCGGCCUUUCUGGGCACUUGGCCCUCAACAUGCUACUCCUCUACCUUAUAUCCCGUCUCCUCCCGCUUCUUGCCCUGAUCAGCUGCGCUCUGGCUGCCGAAGACCUCUACAGAAUACUUGGACUCGACAAGUCAUGCUCAGAACGCGACCUGAAGAAGGCUUAUCGCACGCUCUCCAAGAAAUACCAUCCAGAUAAAUCAGGAGGAGACGAGGCAAAGUUCCUCGAGGUAGCAGAUGCAUAUGAAACACUUUCAGACCCAACGACACGCAAAAUCUACGAUCAAUACGGUCACGAAGGUUUAGAGAACCAUAAACGGGGAGGAGGAGCAGGCGGACAUCAUCAUGACCCCUUUGAUCUGUUCUCGAGAUUCUUUGGUGGUGGAGGACAUUUUGGAGGCGGUGCGGGAAGCGGGAUAAGGCGGGGCCCAGACCUCGAAGUGAGACUACACGUACCGCUGAAGGAUUUCUACACUGGCCGGGAUACGGAAUUUACCAUUGAGAAGCAACAAAUCUGUGAAGAAUGCGAAGGAUCAGGAUCUGCAGAUGGACAAGUCGAGACCUGCAAUAAAUGCGGCGGAAGGGGAAUGAUCAUCCAGAAACACAUGCUUGCUCCUGGUAUCUAUCAGCAGGUGCAGAUGGCAUGCGACCAGUGCGGCGGGCAGGGCAAGUCCAUCAAGCAUAAAUGCAAGGUGUGCGGAGGCAGUAAGGUCGUCCGAGGACCGACAACAUUGACCGCAAACAUCGAGAAAGGGAUGCCCAAGGGACACAGGCUGGUCUUUGAAAGCGAGGCGGACGAACACCCGGAUCAUAUUGCGGGCAAUCUGUUUGUGUACAUCAUGGAGCAGGAACCAAAGAUGUCCGAGGACGAAGGUGCAAGAACAGACGGGACCUUCUUCCGCCGGAAAGAUGACGACCUCUACUGGAAAGAGGUCCUCAGCCUCCGGGAGGCUUGGAUGGGCGAGUGGACUCGUAACCUUACCCAUCUGGAUGGGCACGUUGUCCAGCUGUCCCGGAAACGUGGCGAAGUCAUUCAACCCGGCCAAGUCGAGACGAUCACUGGCGAGGGCAUGCCAAAGUACCAUGAAGGGCACAUGCAUGGACAUGACCACGAGGUAGAGGCGUUUGGCAAUUUGUACGUCGAGUAUAGAGUCAUUCUGCCGGACCAGAUGGAUAGUGGCAUGGAAAAGGAGUUUUGGACGGUUUGGGACAAAUGGCGCAAAAAGAAGGGCGUGGAUCUGUUCAAGGAUAGUGGCAGGCCAGCACCAGAUGUACGAGUAAAGGAUGAGUUAUAGAUCACUGCAACAACACCAUAUCGAGGGAAUAUGGAAAUGGAAUUCGGUUAGAUUUCAGCCGUAGUUACUCAAUACGUG